AUGGGUACUCUCUACGUGGCUGACCCAGAGAAUAAUCGUAUCAUGCGUUGGCCAAAAGGAGCAAAACAAGGAAGGAUUAUCAUUAUUGGUAGAGCAGACGAAGCAGCACCAUUCAAUGGUCCAGCUGGUUUGUCCUUCGAUCAUCAUGGCAAUCUCUAUGUCGCCGAUGAGACAAAUCACCGUGUUCGACGGUUUGAUCUCCAAGGACUCCAUUGCGCUGAUUGA
Molecule: messenger RNA, 225 nt
Organism: Rotaria sp. Silwood2
Lineage: Eukaryota; Metazoa; Rotifera; Eurotatoria; Philodinida; Philodinidae
Source: the annotation of a GenBank genome assembly